Rhineura floridana is the source of this 2885-nucleotide messenger RNA. It is a transcript of the gene FYTTD1, whose product is annotated as forty-two-three domain containing 1. The record is from RefSeq and is a predicted model, not a curated record. Gene Ontology annotation, molecular function: mRNA binding. The transcript has 9 exons. NCBI's taxonomy places the organism in Eukaryota, Metazoa, Chordata, Lepidosauria, Squamata, Rhineuridae. Bases 37 to 1041 code for a protein of 334 amino acids. Gene Ontology annotation, biological process: mRNA export from nucleus.
GACGGGGGAGGCGCAUGCGUAGUGCGCAGGUCGCGCAUGCUCAGAAAGGAGUGGCUGUGGGGUUGGCUCUUCUCUUGUGUUUGGGAAGGGGAGGUAGCGACGGGAUCAGCGGCCAUGAGCGGAUUCGGCGCUGGCGGAGCCCCGCUCAGGAGCACCGGUAGCGAAACUCUGGAGAAGAUCGACAUGUCGCUCGAUGAUAUUAUUAAAUUGAAUAAGAAAGAAGAGAGGAAGCAGUAUUCUCCCAGAAUGAAGAGGGGCCUGCAACAGGGUGGCACACGGCAGUUCCGGAUGAAGAGGACCAAAUGGGGGAUCCAGGACUACACAGGUUUUGGAAAGAACCGUUUAGGACGCAGAAAGCGGAUGGCUGGAAAGAGGCCCCCUUAUGGUGUCAAAACAGGACUAGCAGCAAGAAAAGCCUUAGGAGCUCACAAAGGCAUCAGCCCCCUCAACAGAUCACCUCUCAGUGAAAAGAACAUACAGCGGAACUACUCUGUUUUGAAAAGGAAGACUGCCGUCCAAAGACAGUCUGAGUUACAGAGAAAGCAAGGCGCCAUGCUCAGGAGACCUACCUUGUUAAACAGCAGAACUAAUGUACAGUCUCCUUCUGCCAGAAUUGGAAACAAGUUAUAUCAGCAGAAAGAUGCACGCCAAGCAACUUUCCUGUUCAAGCGGGGCCUGAAGGUGCAGGCACAAAUACAUCCUGAAGAUGACCUAACCAGCCAGGACACAAACAGAACUCGUCCAUGGCAAACAUCCACUACAAAUGGAGGCAUUCUUACUGUAUCUAUUGACAAUCCUGGUGCAAUACCAUCCUCCAUUUCCUUAAAGCCAAGGCUGGCCAACACUCCUGUGCCUCCCUUUCUCAUGAAGAGGGAGCAGUCGGAAGAGAAGAAGAUCCCUAAAGGCGUUCCACUGCAGUUCGAUAUUAACAGUGUUGGAAAGCAGACAAACAUGACCCUCAAUGAGCGCUUUGGGAUCCUGAAGGAGCAGAGGACAGCCCUUUCUCAGAACAAAGGUAGCCGCUUUGUGACGGUGGGCUAGGGGCUGCCCAAGGAGUCCCGUCUUUCUAAGGAACUGGACUAGCGGUGGGCCGAAAAAAAAUGGGACUUUGUGUCAAGAUGCUGAUGAAACUGAGUAUCUUUUUUUAAAAAAAACAAAAACAUCUGCUUUGAUUUUCACUAGUUAAAAAGAAAAUGCACAUGAUACUGGACCAUAAAAAGAGAAAAUUUAGUGUGCUUGGUAAAUAACAUCCCGUGUCUGGAUGGGAAGAAUCCAUAUAAGCCCCCAGCAGGGGUGCGCAACGCCAAUUGUUCUUAUUUUGAUUUUGUAAGUAGCCACCAGUGAAGUUGGUGGUCAGUGUGGUGGUCAGUCUUUGCUCCUCCCACAACUGCAAAGUUGGAAAUUGGAUCCUUUCAUUGUACCUACCCCUUGCUGCCAAAGUUUGCUUAACCCUUGUGGGGAUGGCAGUUCGCUGCUCCCGACUGCCCUUCUGUUGUUUCAGCUCAAAACUUCUUUAUCCCACUGAAGCUCUGCAGUUCUCCUGGCACUGGAAGCAAAAACUGCUUGGCAGCUGAGGUGGCAAAGUAAGAAUCCAUAAUUUGAUGGGGACGAAAAGGUGUAGUGGUUAUUGUUACGCUCUUAAGUGACAGAGUGAAGCCUCGCCUGAGGGGGUUGCAAGAACCUAGUCCACAUGCUUGAGAAACAAACAUGUCAGUCUCUGUGGGGUACAAGUAUUAGACCAGCCUUUCCCAACUAGUGGGCCACCAGAUGUUGUUGGACCACAAUUCCCAUCUUUCCUGACCAUUGGCAGUGCUGGCUGAGGCUGAUGGGAGUUGUGGUCCAACAACACCUGGUGGCCCACUAGUUGGGAAAGGCUGUGUUAGACCAAUACAAGUUAGAUGCUUUUUUAAGCUGCCAGUUUGCUUCAGAUCCUUAUUAGCUUCAAACUAUUUUUUAUGACCAUUUAAUGUUACCAGAUAAAUUAUUUUGGUUGUUGUGUUGCAGACAUGUGCACUUCGUGAUUCCUAUAGCUAGUGGCAGAUCAAACAGGUGAGCAUUGGGGGCAGGGGGCUGUCAAGGGACCCCCCUGUGGUAUCAAGGGAUCAAAAGUAGUGGGAGCCGGCAUGUGAGCACCCAUCCACCCAAAUUCUUGGAAUUCAAAGAUUGUAUAUCACAAUUUUCAGGAUGGGCCCAAAGUCCUUGAUCCGGCAUUCAGGUUAGCCGUGUUGAGAACCAUAGUGUGAGCUUUACAAUUGCCUUUGAGGAGACCUCUCACUUCCUGGAUGAAAAAUGUCCAUAGUAGGUCCAUUGAGAGGCACACCUAGGUAUAAAAGGAUGCUACUAAGUUUGCUCAAUUUCUGAAACCUGUUAUGUGUAACAUGAUUUUUGUUAUUUUAUUGACAUUUCUAAAUAAUUAGUUUAUUGUGGAGAGCAAAACAAAAAUUUCUUUGGCAGUCGCAGGGCCUUCUUUAGAUCAGUUUUUAAAUAGUCAUGCAUCCAUGAUAAUUUAAUGUUCAACUUCUUCUGUUUUUAAUUCUUUGAAAUAUCUUCUAUAUCUUUGCAAUGGAAAAAGUUUGGAAUAUAAAAGUUCCUCUUUUUUUACAUUGUUAGUAGGAAUUCUGUUGAAGUCUGUUAGAACUGAAGUAGACUAUAUAUGCUUAUGAUCAUCCUGUGUUUGGUUUCUACCAGGAUGCACUUAAAAAUUGAAAUCCUUUUGCAUCAGCGUGGAUGCAAAACAUUGAUGCAAUGCAUCUCAAGAGAGCUAGUUUGUAUUUAAGGAGAAUAUGCUUUAAACUGUACCUUUUGGUAUUUUUUUUGAAAUGUUAAUACAUUUGGAUCUAUUCUAAAGCUGUUGGACUUUUUAAAAAUAAAAAUAUUACAAGUUU